Messenger RNA from Brachypodium distachyon (stiff brome), 2801 nucleotides. RefSeq names its product cytochrome P450 734A6. The record is from RefSeq and is a predicted model, not a curated record. Gene Ontology annotation, biological process: brassinosteroid metabolic process; brassinosteroid homeostasis. Gene Ontology annotation, molecular function: heme binding; monooxygenase activity; oxidoreductase activity, acting on paired donors, with incorporation or reduction of molecular oxygen. The coding region runs from base 869 to 2482 and encodes 537 amino acids. The transcript is spliced from 5 exons. NCBI's taxonomy places the organism in Eukaryota, Viridiplantae, Streptophyta, Magnoliopsida, Poales, Poaceae.
GGCAGUCACAGCACACACACAUCGACCUGACUGACAUGCCACAACUCACCACAGUGCAGGGCGGGCAGCAUAGCAGAGGAUAAUUACUCCUGGACAUCUCAUAUCAUGCACACAUACAUGAUAACGUGAAUGGAUGAGUACUCCUACCACCAGGACUGCCUGCUACUACAUUGUUAUUGUUAGUACCUGCUGUAAGGGGCGCAUGUCUAUCAGAGAGGACGCCGAGAACAGAAUACUCUGUAUCUGUAGCCUGUUGCGCACACUGGCAACCCCGCAGCGGUGAAAAUGGAACAGCAUUGGCACGUUACAGGGCGCCGCGGGGUCCAGGCCACAGAGCUAGGAGAGAAAGGUAGAGAGAGAGAUGGAGGGAGGGAAGGCCAAAACAAAAGAGAACAAAGUUCCCAAUUUGGGUUGACCCCUCAUUAAUCCCCGCGACGGCCGUUCCAACGGCGCCGGCCCUGCUGCUGUCUCUCCAUCUACAUCUGCCAUUUUGCUAGUGUUACCAUUGUACCCCCAGCCUAUCUUUACCACAGACCUUGAUUAAACGAAACGAAUCCUACGCUUUUAGCGCGACUAAUCUCCUACAGCACACUCAGACACACUGCUGCGGCUGCUGGUACUACUACUCGUCCAGAGCCCAUCGCCCCUAUAUAAAUCCCCCCCUCGCUUUCUCUCCUCUCCUCUCACCUCACCACGUCUCGCCCCUUGCCACCUCACGCGCUCUCCUCCUCUGUUCUCCUCUGCUUCUUCGGUUCUUCUCUGAAAAAAAGACUGAGACCGUAAGGAGGAAGAAGAGGAAGGAGAAUCAUACAUACACGCAUAAUUGCCGGAGCCUCGGGUUGGGUUCCUCGUUGCGUUCUGACGGCGGAUGAUGGGUUGGUGGUGGAUCGCGGCGGCGGCGGCGGCGUGCGCGGCGGCGUACAUGGCGGUGAAGCUCCUGGAGGUGCUGUGGUGGCGGCCGCGGCGCGUGGAGGCGCACUUCGCCCGGCAGGGGAUCAGGGGUCCGCCCUACCGCUUCUUCAUCGGCUGCGUCAGGGAGAUGGUGGCGCUCAUGGUGGCCUCCUCCGCCAAGCCAAUGCCGCCCCCUUACCGCUCCCACAACGUCCUCCCCCGCGUCCUCGCCUUCUACCACCACUGGAAGAAAAUCUACGGUUCCACGUUCCUCAUAUGGUUCGGCCCGACGCCGCGGCUCGCUGUCGCCGAUCCCGACCUCAUCCGGGAGAUCUUCAUCUCGCGCGCGCAGCAUUUCGACCGCUACGAGUCACACCCCAUGGUGCGGCAGCUCGAGGGCGAGGGGCUCGUCAGCUUGCGCGGUGAGAAGUGGGCGCACCACCGCAAGGUGCUCCAGCCCACCUUCCACAUGGAGAACCUCAAGAUGCUGCUGCCGUUCAUCGGGAAGACGGUCGUGGACAUGGUGGAGAAGUGGCACGGCAUGGCUGACACUGAGUCAGGCGAGGUCGAGAUCGACGUGUCCGAGUGGUUCCAGAUUGUGACAGAGGACGCCAUCACACGCACAGCCUUCGGACGGAGCUACGAGGACGGCAAGGCCGUAUUCAAGCUCCAGACGAAGCUCAUGGCCUUCGCCUCCGAGGCAUUUCGCAAGGUCUUCAUCCCUGGAUACAGGUUCUUGCCGACCAAGAAGAACACCAGCUCGUGGAAGCUGGACAAGGAGAUCAGAAAGAACCUGGUGACGCUCAUCGGCCGGAGGCAGGAGGCCACAGACGACGAGCGGCUCGAAGGGUGCGCCAAGGACCUCCUAGGCCUCAUGAUCAACGCCGGCAGCAACAGCGACAGGAGAACACAGCUGGUCAGCCCCAUUACUGUGAAUGACAUCGUGGAGGAAUGCAAGACCUUCUUCUUCGCCGGCAAGCAGACGACGUCAAACCUCCUGACAUGGACCACCGUGGUGCUCGCCAUGCAUCCAGAGUGGCAGGAGCUCGCCCGGCAGGAGGUCCUCGAAGUCUGCGGCACGCAGGACAUCCCCUGCCGCGAGCAGCUCGCCAAGCUCAAGACUCUCAGCAUGAUCCUGUACGAGACACUGCGUCUGUACCCUCCUGCGGUUGCAACGGUGCGGCGAGCAAAGUCCGACGUGGUGCUCGGCGGGUACCAUAUCCCGCGCGACACAGAGCUGCUGAUCCCGAUCAUGGCCGUGCACCACGACGUGCGGCUGUGGGGGCCGGACGCGACAGAGUUCAACCCGGCGCGGUUCGCGGAAGGUGUGUCACGAGCGGCCAAACACCCGACGGCGUUCAUACCGUUUGGCCUGGGCGCGAGGAUGUGCAUCGGCCAGAACCUGGCGCUCCUGGAGGCCAAACUCACGGUGGCCAUCAUUCUCCAGCGUUUCGAGUUCUGGCUGUCGCCCAAGUACAUCCAUGCUCCGACGGUCCUGAUGCUCCUCCACCCGCAGUACGGGGCACCCAUCAUCUUCCGAUCCCGCUCAUCUCAGACGUCCGAUCAUAUGACGACAUCUGUGAAAAGAUGAACGCACUAACAUUGUCAGUGUCAAUUGCGACUGGCAGAAUGACAGAAACAACCAUGCUCCUGGUGUGCUGCUUUGUCAUCCAGAGCGCAGAGAUGAUAAGAGCAAAGCGAACUAUCACCAACAGAACGACUACAUGAACCACCCCCUGUACUGUACUAACAUAUAUCCCUGCAAGCAGCUUAGAUUAGUAGAGAGUAACAGUUUAGAAGGCUUGAGCUGUGUAUCCCAAAUUUUCUGUCUUUUUGGGUUGAUGGUUUCUUCCUUCAUGGAUGGGUUUUUUGGUGGGUUUGGCGUAUGGAAAUGGAUUGCAAAUUGUACA